This is a messenger RNA of Nicotiana tabacum (common tobacco), 558 nucleotides long. NCBI's taxonomy places the organism in Eukaryota, Viridiplantae, Streptophyta, Magnoliopsida, Solanales, Solanaceae. The record is from RefSeq and is a predicted model, not a curated record.
AUGUAUAGCCGACAUAGGAUAAAGUGGGGAGCCUUAACGGAAGCUAAAGCGCAGGAGUUGCGGGUCAAACUGGUGACUAUGGGGGCUUGGAGGAGUAGUGGGGACGCAAGCGCUAUUAGGACCAUGACUGCGCAGUGCAUUAGGAAAGACGCGAGAGAGGUAUUAGGGAUCUCAAAGGGUUACUCUAGUGGUCACAAGGGAGACUGGUGGUGGAAUGGAGAGGUGCAAGAAAAAGUGGAUACCAAGAAAGCAGUGUAUUUGAAGCUAGUGGAAAGUGUAGACAAGGAGGAGAAGAGGGCGAAUAGGGAGCAUUAUAAGUUGGUUAAGAAAGAGGCUAAUAUAGUAGUUACCGCGGCAAAGACUGCAGUUUUUAGUCGUCUGUAUAAGGAACUCGAGGGCCGAAGUGGGGAUAAGAGGUUGUUCAGGUUAGCCAAGGGGGAUGGAGAGAAUGAUGAAGAUGUCGCACUUCGUAUUAGGGCGGGAUGGAUGAAAUGGAGACUCAUUUACAGUGUUUUGUGUGAUAAGAAGGUGCCACCGAAACUUAAGGGUAAGUUAUAG